UUCUUGCUCACCUCAAUCACCCAUCUCACAACUAACUCAUCUCUUGCAAGAAUCCAACACUUAUACUUCAACUUCACCAUAUUUGCUCGAUGACGUGAAUGCUAACAUUUUGAUUUCAUUUUUUACUACAUUCGAGUAAGUCGGUACUAUUCUUGCACAAUUAAUUAACAAACUCUUGGCGAGGAAAUUAUAUAUAUUUAGAUCAUAAUUUUUUCUUCAAUUUUUUUUUACCUUUUCGCUCUCAUGUUGCAUAUCUACAUGCCUAGAGCAGAUCCAGAUAUAUAACUAAUUAAGAAGUUUUUCUUGGAAUUUUGAGCAUACUAAAGUUGGAAAAGAGAAAAGUGGGGCAAGAAAUGGAGGGGUCAGGAAGUCCAGUGAAGGAGGAGAAGCUGCCACCCGGCUUCCGGUUCCACCCGACCGACGAAGAACUCAUCACCUACUAUUUAAUCAACAAGAUCUCCGACGCAACCUUCACCGGAAGGGCCAUCGGAGACGUUGAUCUCAACAAGUGUGAGCCCUGGGAUCUUCCAGGGAAGGCGAAAAUGGGAGAGAAAGAGUGGUAUUUCUUCAGCCUCCGGGACCGUAAGUAUCCGACGGGGGUUCGGACGAACCGGGCGACGAACACGGGAUACUGGAAGACGACGGGAAAGGACAAGGAGAUAUACAACAGCAACACGUCGGAGUUGGUGGGGAUGAAGAAGACUUUGGUGUUUUACAGAGGGAGAGCUCCAAGGGGAGAGAAGACCAACUGGGUCAUGCAUGAAUAUCGCAUUCAUUCCAAAUCUGCUUAUAGAACUAACAAGCAAGAUGAGUGGGUAGUGUGCCGCGUCUUCCAAAAGAGCGCCGGAGGUAAAAAAUACCCAUCAACCCAAUCAAGAGCAGUCAACCCCUUCUCCUACAACAUCGACCUUCCCCAAAACCCCAUGCAAUCUCAAAUCAUGCAGCCAGACAACUUCCACUUCCCCGGCAGAAACUACAUGACUCCCGCCGAGAUUCAAGAAUACAACAAAGUCUUCACCGGCGCCGCCGCCGCCGCCGCCUCCACCAGCAUGAUCAACUUCCCCGUCCCGCCGCAGGUCAACUACGGUGGCGGCGCCGGGGCCGGCUGCUUCACCAUAUCCGGGCUGAACUUGAACCUCGGCGGAGGAAUGAGGGCGGCGCAGGGGAUGAACCAGCAAGACGUGACCGCCGCCGCCGCCAUGCUCAACGGCGGCGCCGCCGCCAUGGGUGGUGAACAGGCUGCCGGGUAUGGAGGAGACAUGAACAACAGGUUUGUUGUGGGCAUGGACCAGUGUGGUGACUUGGAUAACUACUGGCCUUCUUAUUGAUGAGGAAAAUUAAUUGUUGGAUAAUAAUUAUUUGGUGAAAAUUUGAAGGCAAGUAAGUGUAUGAUAAGGUAGUGACUCUAGUUGGAGGAAGUUUGUAGUUUUAUUUAGUAAUGGUUUUUCCUAAUCAUGGGAGGGGACUUAGUUUGUGAUUUUGUUAAAGGUGUAUUAGGCUGCAGUUUGCUAGAACAAAUAGCUGUUUUUUAAGCAGAUUUGGAAUUUUUAUUUUGAACUUUUU
Molecule: messenger RNA, 1563 nt
Organism: Salvia miltiorrhiza (redroot sage)
Lineage: Eukaryota; Viridiplantae; Streptophyta; Magnoliopsida; Lamiales; Lamiaceae
Product: NAC domain-containing protein 79-like
Exons: 4
Coding region: 354-1328 (324 amino acids)
Biological process (GO): regulation of DNA-templated transcription
Molecular function (GO): DNA binding
Source: RefSeq, a predicted model, not a curated record